CUUAUCAUGAAUCAAACCAGAAAGAGAAAUGGAUUUCACGAAUUCCAGAUCUCAAUCAGCUUUCGCAGAAAGAGAAAAGGAGAAUGUUGAUAGCUUAGGAGAGAAGGAGUGGGUAACAGAGGGUGCGAGUGCGAUAUCCAGACAGCUCCAGUUGAAGUCUUCAAAAGCCCGUUUCCAGAGUCUGGACAAACAAGCUGUCCUUGGACGCUUACAGCAACACAGGUCUUACAACAGAGCCAAAAGCGCUUUGGAGGCUCUGAUGGACACCUCUGAUGCCAACUCCGCCACUGUGCAUGAACAAAAGUGGUUUCAUCUGGCUGACUCUUUCUCUUCUCCAUAACUGGAAACACCUUAACUACUACUAUACUAUUUGUCACCUUCUGAAUACCACCUUCUAUUAUUAUCUUGUAUGCAACUUCUCAUAACCUCUUAAAAGAGUAGAAGCACCAAUCUUCACUAAAAAUGAGUAUCGCUUAUACAAAUUCCUCCUAAUGAUAAGAACUCUUCAUGCUCCAUUUAAUGGUUUAUCUCUGUCUACAGAUAUUUUCUUUAAGAAAAUUAAGCUCUUAAUCUUGUUCUUUAAUAAUAAUAAUAAUAAUAAUAAUAAUAAUAAUAAUAAUAAUAAUAAUACUUUAUAAUUUAGUUACUUCCAUAGAGAUUGUUUAUUUACUUAUCUCAAUCUAAGAUGAGAUAUAUUUUUCAGUUAAAAUAUAUUGGAGUUAAAAAUAUUUUGAGAAAAAUAUCAUUAAUUUAUAAUCUUUUUUGGAGUAAAACAUUACUAAAGUCUCUUCACCUGUUACCAACUUGGAGGUUUAAUUUCUGACCCACCUUCCUAUUGGAGUACUUUCUCCUGUUCACUUAUUUUGAAAUAAUAUUAAAAUAUCAAUCCAUGUAAAAUAAAA
Messenger RNA from Vigna angularis (adzuki bean), 902 nucleotides. RefSeq lists its product as uncharacterized. Bases 29 to 340 code for a protein of 103 amino acids. Lineage: Eukaryota; Viridiplantae; Streptophyta; Magnoliopsida; Fabales; Fabaceae. The record is from RefSeq and is a predicted model, not a curated record. The transcript has a single exon.